AUGGCCGUCAAGAAUCGCCUCAUUCAACUCCUCAUCGCUUCGGCGAUCGCGUCAUCCGCUAUCGCCGUCCCCACGGCCGAACAGCAGCCUCAUGUGGAUGUGAUCGCUAGCAACUCGGCUUUCCACGAGGCUCUCACCAACGUCGAUGAGAACUCCGUCCACAAGUUCAUGCAGCUGCUCGAUCAGUACCGCAGCGAGCACGCCGCGCACAGCACUUCUCCCAUCGUGAAGAUGGGCAAGCGGGACGGCGGUUCCUCGGCCGUCGAGCAGCCCAAGCCCACCACCGAAGCGGCGUCUGAACCCAAGACCACUGCUGCGCCUGCUGUCACCACCACUGAAGCUCCUGCCACUCAAGCGACGACCGAAGCUCCUAAGACUACUGAGGCUGCGCCGGAGACCUCCAGCUCGCAUUCGGAGGCACCGCCUUCUACGACCGAGGCCAGCGUUCCCACCACCACGGCCGAAGCGCCUUCUACCACCGCCAAAGCCCCCUCCACCACCGAGACUCACGCCGAACCCACCUCCACCAAGGCUGAGACUACCCACACCACCGAGGCACCUACCACCCAUACCACCGCCGCUUCUACCACUCACACCGAGCCCACUACAACUUCAUCGGAGAAGACCUCAGAGAAGACCUCAGAGAAGACGACCACGCAAGCUCCCACUACCAUCCACACCACCACCUCGUCCUCUUCCAAGGAAGACGAGAAGACUACCUCGGCGCCGGAGACGCACACCACUCCCUACACUUCGACCUACAAGCGCACCACGACUCUCUCCAACGGCGAGCAGAGCACCGUCACCGCCGUGACCGUCGUGCAUCCCACGCGCACCAACCUCGCCGGCGCGACGGGCACUGGACCUGCUCCUGGCCUUCAAACCGACAACGCCGCUUCCACCAACGGUCUGGGUCGUGAACUGUUCGUCAUGAUGGGCGGAGCCGCUAUGGUCGCCAUGGCUCUAUAG
This is a messenger RNA of Aspergillus affinis, 969 nucleotides long. RefSeq names its product putative GPI anchored cell wall protein (Dan4). The transcript has a single exon. Bases 1 to 969 code for a protein of 322 amino acids. The record is from RefSeq and is a predicted model, not a curated record. Lineage: Eukaryota; Fungi; Ascomycota; Eurotiomycetes; Eurotiales; Aspergillaceae.